Coffea eugenioides is the source of this 3251-nucleotide messenger RNA. Its product is annotated as sister chromatid cohesion protein PDS5 homolog A-B-like. Gene Ontology annotation, molecular function: DNA helicase activity. NCBI's taxonomy places the organism in Eukaryota, Viridiplantae, Streptophyta, Magnoliopsida, Gentianales, Rubiaceae. The transcript has 17 exons. The coding region runs from base 27 to 3251 and encodes 1074 amino acids. Gene Ontology annotation, cellular component: nucleus; chromatin. Gene Ontology annotation, biological process: telomere maintenance; mitotic sister chromatid cohesion; DNA repair. The record is from RefSeq and is a predicted model, not a curated record.
AGAUCAGAAAACCUUGGAACAGAGCAAUGGCGGCAGCCGAGUCUGAGGCUGAGGCGCAACAACUCAUUUCCCGACUUGGCAAACAACUUAAAGCUUCCAAAACUUGCCCAAACAAAGACUCCCUUGUCAAAUUGCUAAAAGAAGCUGUUAUUGCUUUGGGAAAAUUUAAACAGUUGAAAUCACUGAAUUCAGUAAUACAACCUCUGAGUGAUUCUCUUAUUAAGCAUGGCCUGCUUCAGCACAAGGAUAAAGAUAUUAGAAUUUUGGUGGCGACCUGCUUCUGUGAGAUUAUCCGGGUCUUGGCUCCAGAUCCUGGUUUCAGUGAUGAUGUUUUCACGGAUAUAUUUAAACUUCUUCAAAGCAUAUUUGCGGAGACUGGUGAUUACAAAAGCCCAUAUUUUUCAAGAAGGGUGAAACUGCUGGAGACAGUUGCUAAGCUGAACGUUUGUGUGCUAAUGCUGGAUGUUGGAUGCGACGAUUUAAUUCUCAAAAUGUUCAAAAUCUUUUUCAGUGCUGCGAGAGAGCAGCAUCCUCAGAGUGUGAUUAAUGCAAUGUCAUCUAUAAUGGCUCGCAUUUUGGAAGACAAAUUGGAAGAGAAAGAUCUUGAGUCACUCAUUUUUCAGGAAAAAUUUUCUGAGCCACUCUUGGAUGUGAUUAUACAAAAUCUUUUGAAAGAAUCAAAGGGUGGAUCUGGUGGCUUUGCUCGGCUUGCUGUUUCUGUCAUUCAGAACUGCAAUGAAAAGCUUGAACGCUGUAUUUGUACAUUUUUAAGAUCUUGUAUUUUGAACAGAGAAAGUAUUGGGAGUGAACUUAAAGAGUGGUACCAUGACAUUCUCUACGAAAUCUUCCGGAGUGCUCCUCAAAUGCUUGUUUCUGUAAUCCCUAGCUUAAGCCAUGAAUUACUCACAGAUCAGGUUGAUGUCCGUAUAAAAGCUCUUAAUUUACUUAGAAAAUGUUUUUCUUUGCCUGGCCACAACAUUGCUGAGGAGUAUCACAACCUUUUCAUGGAUUUUCUGAAUAGAUUUACGGAUAAGUCUGCUGAAGUAAGGUUAUGUGCUCUUUCAUGUGGUAAAGCUUUGUACACUAACAAUCCAUCUGGGACAGGAUCAUCACAAAUUCUCACAGAGCUGGAGAGUCGACUCUUAGAUUUUGAUGAUAGAGUUCGAAUGCAGGCUGUGAGUAUUGUGUGUGAUGUAGCAAGAUUACAAAUAGGCUCUGUUACUAAUGAACUAAUAAGUCAAGUGGCUGAUAGGCUUCGUGAUAAGAAGGUAUCUGUCAGAAAGAAAGCUUUGCAAAAGUUGCUGGAACUAUAUCAGGAUUAUUGUACAAAGUGUGUUGGAGACAUCAAGAUGCAUUUUGAGCAAAUACCUUGCAAAAUUUUAAUGCUUUGUUAUGACAAAGACUGCAAGGAGUUCAGGCCACAAAGCCUGGAGUAUGUACUAGCAGAAGAUCUAUUUCCUGUUUCACUUUCAGUUGAGGGAAGGACAAAUCACUGGAUUUUUUUGUCCUCUCUUUUUACACCAUUGCAUGUGAAUGCAUUGAAUGCCAUUCUAUCUCAGAAAAGAAGGUUACGGAAUGCACUGCAAGCUUACUUACAUCUCCGGGUCCACAAGGAGGAGAUAGGCUCUGACGAAAUGGAAAGGAAUACCAAAGCUUUAUUUAAAAAAAUGUCAGCUUUGUUUCCUGAUCCUGCAGAAGCAGAAGAGUGCUUUUAUAAGCUGAAUCAAGUCAAUGAUAAUGAUAUUUUCAAAAUGCUGGCAGACAUGAUAAACGUUGGAGAUGCUCUUUCUACUAGAGAUAACCUUCUGAGGAAGAUUGGAGACCAGAGUCCACUUUUUGAAUUCUUGAGAUUGCUGUCAUCCAAGUGCUUGUUAAACAUAUUUAGUUCUAGGCAUGUCAGCUGUAUCUUAGACCAUCUUACUUUUGAUAAGAGCAUUCGCAAUACAAAAUUGGACUAUUCUCCUCUGCUGCUUCUUUCACUACAUGCUUUUCAGCAAUAUGAAAAUUUAAAAGAAUUCGUAUCAAUGAGGGAAUACUAUGCAUACAAGUUUCAAAUGAGAAAGGAAUACAAUCCAAAUAUUCUAAACACCGGCCGUUUACUACAACAAUUUGCUGUUGAUAUGUAUGUCAAGCUUGAAACUCAGAGACUUGACUUUUACAGAAGCAAACAAUUACUUAUUCGAAGAGAACAGCUCCAAGGCUUGAUGGACUCUGUUGGUCAUGGACAAUCUCAGGGUUCUAAAGUAGAAAUUAAAGAAAACAUGCUGCCUACUGAUAAAGCGCAAAACAGAAUUGACUUAUGUGCUAAGAUGUUUCAUGCUAAAUUGGAAAUGUUAAAACAAGAGCUCUUCAAGAAAGAAAUUUUUGGUGAAGUUGCAGCAUAUACUUAUGUCAUUGAGUUUCAAAAACAUGGCUUACCACAUGCUCACUUUCUUAUUGUUUUGAAACCAAAUUCAGAGUUGUACUCUGCUGAUUCUUAUGAUCAAAUUGUCUGCGCUGAACUACCAGAUGAAAAUACCCAGAAGCAUUUGUUCAAAAUGGUCUGCAGGCAUAUGAUGCAUGUACCUUGUGGCAGUAAAAAUCUCAACAAUGUGUGCAUGCAGCGUAAACGAGUUAAAUUCUGUAAGAACAAGUAUCCAAAGCAAUGGGCAAAUAGUACAACUCAUGGAGAAAAUGCUUAUCCAAUAUACCGACGAAAAAAUGAUGCAAAAUUGAAUUAUCAAUCUAUGACUUUCAAGAAUGAUGAAGAUAUCAGAGAUGUUUUGAAAAAUCAAUUCAAGAAAAGGACCAUGUUAACACAGUUUUUCUAUAUGAAUGCAACCAGUGACUUAGCAAAAGCCUUAAAAUGCAUAUAUAAAGAGUUUCCUGAACAUUUCGUUUGGCAUCCAGAUAAGAGACGAGAAACCAAGGACACUAUAAGUGAGACUGAGAUUAUAGUGUCAGAUGAAGAUGUUGCAUCCAUUAAUCAACUAAAUACGAAGCAGAAACUUGCAUUUGACAUUAUUACAGCUUAUGUAUACAAUAAUCAGAAAGCAUCUUUCUUCUUAGAUGGACCAGGAGGGACUAGCAAAACGUUUUUAUAUAAAGCUUUACUGGCUGAUAUCAGAUCAAAGGGUUUCAUAGCACUAGCUACAGCAUCCAGUGGAGUUGCAGCAUCUAUACUUCUUGGAGGACAAACUGCCCAUUCAUGCUUCAAAAUACCGAUCAGUAUGGACAUGAGCAAUAUGUAUAGUGUUAGCAAAGUGCAUUAG